Molecule: messenger RNA, 890 nt
Organism: Onychomys torridus (southern grasshopper mouse)
Lineage: Eukaryota; Metazoa; Chordata; Mammalia; Rodentia; Cricetidae
Product: DNA-directed RNA polymerases I and III subunit RPAC2
Exons: 2
Coding region: 311-712 (133 amino acids)
Biological process (GO): DNA-templated transcription
Cellular component (GO): RNA polymerase I complex; RNA polymerase III complex
Molecular function (GO): DNA-directed RNA polymerase activity; protein dimerization activity; DNA binding
Source: RefSeq, a predicted model, not a curated record
GCGACAGGCGAGGAACAGCGCUCCCAGCCAGCACACCGGGACAGCUUGUGCUCCGCGGCCGCCCAGCUUCCGCAGUUCCAGGUGAGCAGUCCGGCCCGCACAGGGGCGUGGCCUGGGGGCGUGGCCUGUUUCGCUCCGCCCCUCGGCCGGGUCCUGCCGCGCCGCUGCGGCUCCGCCCCCCUCCUUCCGUCAUCUGCUCCUUCCGUCGGUGGUUUCUUCCUUCCUGCUUCGCCGGCGUCUUUCGCGAUAUGGGGAAGAGCUUCUUUUUCGCCAGCACCACCUGAGGAUCCCCUGGAGCCGUCCCCCCGCGAUGGAAGAGGAUCAGGAGCUGGAGAGAAAAAUAUCAGGAUUGAAGACCUCAGUGGCUGAAGGCGGGAGGAAGACAGCCUUGGAGAUGGUCCAGGCAGCUGGAGCAGAUAGACAGUGUGUGACAUUUGUACUGCACGAUGAGGACCAUACCCUAGGAAAUGCUCUGCGGUACAUGAUCAUGAAGAACCCAGAAGUGGAGUUUUGUGGUUACACUACGACCCAUCCUUCAGAGAGCAAAAUUAAUUUGCGAAUUCAGACCCGAGGUACACUUCCAGCUGUUGAUCCAUUUCAGAAAGGCCUGAAUGAGCUCAUGAAUGUCUGCCAGCAUGUGCUUGACAAGUUUGAGGCCAGCAUAAAGGAUUAUAAAGAUGAAAAGGCAAGCAGAAAUGAACCCACAUUCUAGUCCCUCAUGCAGGGUACAAGGAGGAUCACCCUCAUGAUGGUGCAGAACCCAGAACUAGAGUCUUGACUGCAGCAUGUUCUGACCUGUAGAAGGUGUGGUUCCAGCUGUUGACCCAUUCCAGCUGUUGGAAUUUCUGCAAGUAUAUUUGCCUAAUAAAUUCUCUCUUUUGUUUAAACUA